AGGAGGAGGAGGCUGAGAGGAGAGAGGGCACCCCCGAGCACCAGGGUGCAUUGUGGGAAGGAGGCGGCAGCGUCCCGGGCGGGCUGGAGGUGCAGCAGCGGCGGCGGCGGCGGUAAAUCCUCCCGGCCGCUCACAGCACUGUGGAGCCGCGGCCCCAGCCCGGCCUCGGCCCGCGCGCCCCUCCUGUCCCUCGCGGCUUCGCCUGCCAGCCCCUCCUCCGCGCGCGCGGCCUGGCGUAGCCGGCCGGCUGGCCGGCCCAGCUCCCCUCCCCGGCCCCGCGGGGCGGCCGUGCUGCUGCCCUGACGAGGCGGGGAGGGGAGGGCUGGACCGGCCGGUGGCCGGACGACCAUGCCGAACUUCUGCGCCGCCCCGAACUGCACACGGAAGAGCACGCAGUCCGACCUGGCCUUCUUCAGGUUCCCUCGGGACCCGGCCAGAUGCCAGAAGUGGGUUGAAAAUUGUAGGAGAGCAGACUUAGAAGACAAAACCCCCGAUCAGCUAAAUAAGCAUUAUCGACUAUGCGCCAAACACUUCGAGACCUCUAUGAUCUGUCGAACUAGUCCUUACCGUACAGUUCUUCGAGAUAAUGCAAUACCAACAAUAUUUGACCUCACCAGUCAUUUGAACAACCCACAUAGCAGACACAGAAAACGAAUAAAAGAGUUGAGUGAAGAUGAAAUCAGAACACUGAAGCAGAAAAAAAUUGAGGAAGCUUGUGAACAAGAACAGGAAACUAACAACACUGCUCAGAACCCCAGUGCCGAAACAGGGAACCAGCAGGAUGGAAACGUGUUGCCUCUCACUCUCGAAGAGAAGGAGAACAAAGAGUACCUCAAGUCGCUGUUUGAGAUCCUGAUUCUCAUGGGGAAGCAGAACAUACCCUUGGAUGGGCACGAGGCUGAUGAGGUCCCAGAAGGCCUCUUCGCUCCAGACAACUUUCAGGCCUUGCUGGAGUGCCGGAUCAAUUCUGGAGAAGAGGUCCUGCGGAAGCGAUUUGAGACUACAGCGGUGAACACGCUCUUCUGCUCUAAAGCUCAGCAGAGACAGAUGCUGGAGAUCUGCGAGAGCUGCAUCCGGGAGGAGACGCUCAGGGAAGUGAGGGACUCACACUUCUUCUCUAUCAUCACGGAUGACGUGGUGGACAUAGCAGGAGAGGAGCAGCUGCCCGUGCUGGUGAGGUUUGUCGAUGAAGCUCACAACCUGAGAGAGGAGUUUGUGGGCUUCCUGCCAUACGAAGCCGAUGCAGAGAUUUUGGCUGUGAAAUUUCACACUACGAUAACUGAGAAGUGGGGGUUGAAUAUGGAGUAUUGCCGUGGUCAGGCCUACAUUGUGUCCAGUGGGUUUUCUUCCAAGAUGAAAGUUGUUGCCUCGAGACUUUUAGAAAAAUACCCCCAGGCCGUCUACACCCUCUGCUCCUCCUGUGCCUUGAAUGCCUGGCUGGCGAAGUCUGUCCCUGUGGUCGGGGUGUCCAUGGCGUUAGGGACGAUCGAGGAAGUCUGUUCUUUUUUCCACCGGUCACCACAGCUGCUCUUAGAACUUGACAAUGUGAUCUCUGUUCUUUUCCAGAACAGUGAAGAGCGAGGGAAAGAACUGAAGGAGAUCUGCCAUUCCCAGUGGACAGGCAGGCACGACGCCUUUGAGGUCUUGGUGGAUCUCCUGCAAGCGCUUGUUCUGUGUUUAGACGGCAUAAACAGCGACACGAGUGUCAGGUGGAAUAACUGCGUAGCGGGGCGAGCAUUUGUCCUCUGUAGCGCAGUGACAGACUUCGAUUUCAUCGUUACCAUUGUUGUUCUUAAGAAUGUGUUAUCUUUUACGAGAGCCUUUGGGAAGAAUCUCCAGGGACAAACCUCGGAUGUCUUCUUUGCAGCCAGCAGUCUGACUGCAGUACUGCAUUCGCUUAACGAGGUGAUGGAGAACAUCGAAGUUUAUCACGAGUUUUGGUUUGAGGAAGCCACAAACUUAGCAACCAAACUUGACGUUCAAAUGAAACUCCCGGGGAAAUUCCGGAGGGCCCAGCAAGGUAACGUGGAAUCUCAGCUGACCUCGGAGAGUUACUAUAAAGACACCCUCAGUGUUCCCACGGUGGAGCACAUUAUUCAGGAGCUGAAAGAUAUAUUUUCUGAGCAGCACCUCAAAGCUCUGAAAUGCCUGUCCCUGGUCCCCUCGGUGAUGGGGCAGCUCAAGUUCAACACCUCAGAGGAGCACCAUGCCGACAUGUACAGAAGUGACCUGCCCAACCCUGACACGCUCUCAGCCGAGCUGCACUGUUGGAGAAUCAAGUGGAAGCACAGGGGGAAAGACAUCGAGCUCCCGUCCACCAUCUACGAAGCCCUGCAUCUUCCAGACAUCAAGUUUUUCCCCAAUGUGUAUGCCUUGCUGAAGGUCCUGUGUAUUCUCCCUGUGAUGAAAGUUGAGAAUGAGCGUUAUGAAAACGGACGGAAGCGUCUCAAGGCGUAUCUGCGGAACACUUUGACAGACCAGAGGUCAAGUAAUUUGGCUUUACUUAACAUAAAUUUUGAUAUAAAACAUGAUCUGGAUUUAAUGGUGGACACAUACAUCAAACUCUAUACAAAUAAACCAGAGCUUCCUACGAAUAAUUCGGAAACCAUUGAAAAUGCCUAAAAGAUUUCUGAAAUGAUUGUCGUCUUUGUGUUUGCCGUUUGGAAGAAAAGCGUAAGGUAUAGUGGGUCAGUUAACUGCGCCUACCGCAAGACCUCCAGUCAAGUGCGUCAUUAACUGUUGGUAACCCACGUAUUGGCUCCUGUUUGAACUCUCAUGCUCUCUGUACCUGUCUGUUGUAGGAGUUGGCACCAGGAAUGUCAGAAUGCCUCCCUGCUGUGGGACUCGGGAACUGUUUUAAAGUUAUUCUAGACGUAACAUUAUCAUUAUGGAUUCAGUUGUCAGGUGGUGCGUUAUCAGGCCUUUGAAAAAUGAAUUUGUGAGAGAUACAUUUUAUAAUGUAUUACGAUGAAGUGUACACCAUUGACUUUUGACCUGUAGGAGUUAUGGGUGCUUAAAAUUUGUGGUAGCAGCACUUGGAAGGCAGAGGCAUGAGGAUCACAAGUUUUAGUCCAGCCUGGGCUACAUAGUGGGACUGUCUCAAAAAAGAAAAAGAGCAAGGGCCGGGGAUAGCUCAGUGGAGCACUUGCUGAGCACGUGCAAGCCCAAGCCUCAGGACUGCGGAGCAGAGAAGAAAGCAACAGAAUCCAACUGCACGAUGAGCAGCCCAGGAGUUACAGAGUCUGUGAGCUCAGUAAGCAGCUUUCAGUAGUCUGUGCAGGACAGAAGGACCUCAGAGGAGCAAGUGAACGGCAGAGCCAGGCGCUGUCAACCCACUUGGUUGUUGCUGUUUACAUUCCUUUGUCGAGCCCACAUUUCCAUAGCCCUUUCCACAGGUAAAUUCACUUUUGCUCUGCGGUGAAGACAGGCAAAGGCCACCCAUACAGGCAAUCGACUUGUCUGUUUUCUUGUCUUUCGUGAUUAUAUCUACCACCGUGUCUUGAUUUAUAAGCAAAACCUUCAAAAAUAAAUGUUUUGUGGUUUAUCUAAAGAGUAAUACAGAAAAUAUUACCGUUAUUUUUGGUGAAUAAAAUCAAUUUUGUACAGUUUAUUUCAAUCUAAAUAAAAUGUAAAUUUUGUUUAAAUUUCAAAAAUUGAGGUAUUUUUUGGCAGAUCAAAACACAUUCUUGUACAUUUUCCUAAAAUGAUUAUUUAAUAAUCAUCCUCAUGAUUUACAACUCAAGAUGAGAUACUUUCUACUUCUUUUUCCGUAUGUGGCUUAAGGUGUAGGAAAAUGCAUUUGUCGGAUACAUUUGCUGAAGCGCUGGGUCAAGCCCUGUGGUGUGUCAAAUCAGGACACAUUGCCUAUGCAGGUUAUAGAAGACGAAACGACUUUAUGUUGUUGGCAUUCUGCACGGUGUUUGUCUUUAACAGAGAACUGACCUAUCAGCCCUGGCCUGUCGUUUGUUUCUAGUUCUUGGGACACUUGUUCUUGUGCCUGGCAGGCUGUCCCAACCAAGGUCUGUUUCCUCUACCAGGCGUUGCUGUGAGGAUUAGAUAAUUUAUUCUUAAUGCCUUGUUGCUGCUCAAACUUAAUGGCUUAAAGAAAGCAUUUCACUUUUCACACUUUUGAGAUUGGUUAAACGAUUUCUUUGCAAAGGUCGUGUGGGCUUUCUGUCUUUUGUUUGGAAAUUUGUUGGUGUCUAGGUGGGAUGGUUGGUCUCUCUGUCAUUGUGGUCCUAGAGUACCAUGGUACCAAGGGUACUUUCAAAGCCUGACUCAGAAACUCAGGGGUAUCACUUGUACCACAUAUUGUCCAAGCAAGUCACUUGGCUAGCCUAGGUGGAAGGGAUGAGCAAAUAGAUUCCCUUAGACAGCAGUAGCUGCAAAAUAGGUCCUGUUUCAGUCCACCGCAGCCAUGUAGCCAGAAGCGUGUAAGGUGCCAUCUUCUGUGUUUGGGUAUCCUCUAGCUUGGGGCUUUGUGGAAGGUGUAAUGCGUGCCAGGCAAGCAUUCUGCCAGAGCUGCACCCUGGUAAAGCCCUAGUUUGUUAAAAAGGAGCUUUCAUGCCAGGUGUGGUAUAUGAUGAUCUCAGGCAGGAGAAUUGCUGUGAGUUUCAGACCAGCCAAGGUUACAAUAGUGAGAACCUGGCCGGGUGGUGGUGACGCACACCUUUAAUCCCAGCACUCGGGAGGCAGAGGCACACAGAUCUUUGAGUUCGAGGCCAACCUGGUCUACAAGAGCUAGUUACAGAACAGGCUUCAAAGCUACAGAAAAACCCUGCCUCGAAAAAUCAAAAAAAAAAAAAAAAAGUGAGAACCCCUUUUCACUAAACAGAAAAAGGAUUUUCAUAGUCUGUGUAGCUUUGGUGGAGAAUUUCUACUUUAUAAGAUAAGGUAAUUAGCUGGGCAGUGGUGGCGCACGCCUUUAAUCUCAGCACUUGGGAGGCAGAGGCAGGCGGAUCUCUUAGGUUCAAGGCCAGCCGGGUCCACAGGACAGUCGAGGCUACAAGGGGAAACCCUGUCUCAAAAAGCAAUAAUUAGAAAAUGGUGACUGUGGUGGCUAUCUAUAUCACAAAUGUGCCAGACUUCUCAGCCAAGUAUUGGCAGUAACCAAGUACACUAACCCACAGAACUUACAGCCUAGAGUUGACCCAUGGGACUACAACUGUAUUUUAUUUCUUAAAGAUUAAUUUGUAUUUAAAAAUUGUAUAUAUGUAGGGGGGGUAUGUGUGUUUGUGGGCACAGGUUGGAGGCCCUGAAGCCGGAGUUAACAGAUUGUUGUGAGCUGCCAGACGUGGGUGCUGGGAAUUGCCUGCCCUGUCUUCUACAAGAACACUGAACUCUCUUAACCAUCUAACCACUUCUCCAGCCCACCCCCAUCCGCAACUGUACUUUUAAAUAACCAUACACACAACACGCACAACUUCAGUAGAUUAGAUUUAUUUAAAUUAUGGCGAAGGAAAAGUGUCUACAAAAGCCUUGUGUAGUUUGAAGAAGUCUAUCUGGACAGCUUGCAAAAUGUCAUAAGAAAUGUAUUCAAGGGCUGGAGAGAUGGCUCAGUGGUUAAGAACACUGGCUGCUCUUCCAGAGGUCCCCAGUUCAAUUCCCAGCAACCACAUGGUGGCUCACAACCAUCUGUAAUGAGAUCUGGCGCCCUCUUC
This is a messenger RNA of Microtus oregoni (creeping vole), 5660 nucleotides long. Its product is annotated as 52 kDa repressor of the inhibitor of the protein kinase. The transcript has 5 exons. The record is from RefSeq and is a predicted model, not a curated record. Gene Ontology annotation, molecular function: protein dimerization activity. Bases 349 to 2622 code for a protein of 757 amino acids. NCBI's taxonomy places the organism in Eukaryota, Metazoa, Chordata, Mammalia, Rodentia, Cricetidae.